CGUAAAUGACUUUUUGAUUCGCGGCAGAAUCUAGGCCGGUGGCAACCUCAAGUGGGCUCUCGAGACUGAAGGGAGCGAGCAGAGCUGGACUACCCAUCACAUCAUGACGGACACAUUUCUCAGGAGUGGCCGCAUGCUUGCCUACGGCUGCGCUUCAAGUGUAGCUGCGGCCGGCAUAGUCUUGUCUGCACUACGGUCCAGGUCCAACUCCUAUUCGGCUGCUGUCAUGGUCGGGCGUAGCAAUGGAGGGAUGAUGGUGCUCCUCAACUUCGGAGUUUUCCUGACGUUGUCUUUCGCAAGGGUGAUGCAGAAGAUCUUCUUUGGCCAGCUCCGCGCCGUCGAAACAGAGCAUCUUUACGAGCGUAUGUGGUACGCCAUCACGGAAAGCUUGCUCGCUACAACCAUCUUCCGCAGCGAGUUCGACGCCAGCUUUGUUCUGCUGUUUGGAACCCUCUUGAUCAUGAAGGCAUUCCAUUGGCUUACUGCUGACCGAGUCGAGUAUAUGGAGCAAUCUCCGUCCUUAACGGCUAUCUUUCACUUGCGCAUGAUCUGCGUGCAGGGGAUGUUGCUUAUGAUCGACCUGCUGCUGGUCGCACUCACAGUCGAGGUACUGCUCGAAAACCGUCGCGUGGGCAUGAUGAUCAUGUUCACCAGCGAGUUUUCCAUUUUGCUAGUCAACAUGUUGUCGACGAUUGGUAAAUACACUAUCAAUUGCAUCGAUGCGCGAAGCGAGGAGCCGUGGGAAGGCAAGAGCAUGUAUUUCUUUGGCAUUGACCUGAUUACCGACUUCCUCAAGCUUGCCAUCUACCUCACCUUCUUUGCCAUGAUCCUCACUUAUUACGGCCUACCGUUGAACAUUGUUCGAGAUGUGUACCUAACGGGUCGGUCGCUCUUCUCGAAGAUCCGGGAUCUGAUCCGCUACCGUGCCGCAACGAAGAAUAUGGACGGUCGCUAUCCGUCCGCGACAGCAGUGGACAUGCAAGUCAUGUCGGACGGUACCUGCAUCAUCUGCAGGGAAGAGAUGGUCAUCGCUGGCGAUCCUGAUGCACCGAGUUCGACGUACUCCAACGGGCUCAACCACACGCCCAAGAAGCUGCCGUGCGGGCACAUCUUCCACUUCCACUGCCUUAGGGCUUGGCUGGAAAGGCAGCAGAGCUGUCCCACGUGUAGAAGAACCGUCUUCAACGACCCCGCUGUACAAUCGACCACGACCCCGGCCCUUGCCGCCGCCCAAGGAACGGGAGAGGCGAAUGCAGAUCCUUCAGCAGCAGCAGCUCCUGCUGCACCACCGCAACUACCGCAGAUGCCACACACAUCCACUAAUGCGGUUGCGCCGCCUGCAGCUACACCAGGUCAUCGCGCAGCGCCACCAGCGCCAGCACAAGUGCUUUCUGGCACUGAGCCUACUCCCUGGCUUACUGCGUCAACAGCAGCACCUGCGGAAUCCGCACAUAGGAGGGCGAAUGCUGAGGGUAUCACCUCAGAUGCUCCCACAUCGCACUCAGAACAAGCCUCGCGCGACUGGCGUGCUUACUCAUCAGGUUGGCCUGCAUCAGCAUCGGCAUCAGGGGCAGAAGCCGACGCGCGGUUGCGAGCAUUCAUGCGCAAUCACACGUUCAAUUCGGCUCUCAGUGGCGCCUCUUCCACUUCGAACAGCACCGCAACCCGGGGCGUAGCCUUGCGGGAUCCAGCUAGUCUGCGCGCAGCAGUACCACCACCGACACGGGUUCCGGUCAUCCAAGGCGGUCAAUUCUCUUGGUCGAGCUCUCCAGUCGUGCCGAGCGCAGCUGCUGUUGAAGAGGGAAACGGGCCAAGCAGCAACCAAUCGGAUGGCCCUGUACAGAGGGAAACGCAAGAAGAACAUGAAGAAGCAGAUGAUGAGAGUUGUGGCGCGGCAGUGUCUCAAGAUGAAAUGCGCAGAUCUCGGGAGGCGAGGUUGAAGCGCUUUCAAGCGGAAGAGGGACAACAUUUACCGGAGAAUUCAACAACAGCAUCAGUGUCUCCACAGACAGGAGAGCGGGAAACCAGGCCUGGCAGCGGCUACGGCAGUGGUGGUGGCGUUACUUUGACCCCUAUCCUUCAAGUCUCUCAGCCAUCAUUGCAGAGGACUGCAUCGCUGCAGGACUACAUGGACAGCCUGGCUGUCGACGGUGAUGAACUUAGCAGGGAGCAGCUAGAAAACCUAUCGCGGCUGACGCGGCGAGGAAUUGAGGAAAGGCUGAGAGUCUUGCACCGCAUCGAUCAGCAGAUAUGGAAUUCUGUCGAGGAUCUCACGCGCUGUCUCAGCAUCCUGCCGGCUGACGAUGAGGUGCAGCCCUCAUCGCCGGAGGUCACUGAUGGGAAAGGGAAGGAGCAUGCUGAAGAUAGCAAGAGCCUGUAGAUCCAUCGCUAACACCGCAAUCAAAGGCGAAGCCCGUGCAUGCCAAUAGAUUCUU
This is a messenger RNA of Tilletiaria anomala UBC 951, 2435 nucleotides long. RefSeq lists its product as uncharacterized. Gene Ontology annotation, molecular function: zinc ion binding. Gene Ontology annotation, cellular component: cytoplasm. The record is from RefSeq and is a predicted model, not a curated record. Lineage: Eukaryota; Fungi; Basidiomycota; Exobasidiomycetes; Georgefischeriales; Tilletiariaceae. Bases 104 to 2380 code for a protein of 758 amino acids. The transcript has 5 exons.